AUGGCAGAGAUCGCCAGCGUCCGCCCCAGCUUCGAUGUCUCUCCAGUUGUGGCAGGCCUCAUCGGGGCCACCGUGUUGGUGGUGUCCGUCUCCAUGACCGUGUUUGUGUGGACGUGCUGCCACCAGCAAGCGGAGAAGAAGCACAAGACCCAACCGUACAAGUUCAUUCACAUGCUGAAGGGCAUCAGCAUCUAUCCGGAGACGCUGAGCAACAAGAAGAAAAUAAUACGGAUCCGGCGAGACAAGACGAGUCCCACCACAAAGGACGGAAGUGGCAACCUGCUGGUUGAUGCGGCGGAAGCUGGGUUGGUGGGGUCCGAUAAAAACUCCGGUGGGCUGAGCCCAGUCCCUUGCGUCAACCAGCUCCCCAUCAAAGUGGAUUACGGAGAAGAACUGAGUCCGGAUCAAAGCUUGACUCCGACGGGCAGCAAAACAUCCUCUCGGUCUUCCCCGGAAGACGAGGUCAUGCUAGGGACGCUGACUUUCUCUGUGGACUAUAACUUCCCAAAGAAGGCACUGGUCGUGACCAUCCAAGAAGCUCAUGGGUUGCCAGUCAUGGAUGAACACAACCAGGGCUCUGACCCCUACAUCAAGAUGACAAUCCUGCCAGACAAGAGGCACCGAGUGAAGACGCGUGUCCUUCGGAAGACCCUGGACCCGGUCUUCGAUGAGACCUUCACCUUUUAUGGGAUCCCCUACAGCCAGCUCCAGGACUUGGUGCUUCAUUUCCUGGUACUGAGUUUUGACCGCUUUUCCAGAGAUGAUGUCAUCGGAGAGGUGAUGGUGCCGCUCGCAGGGGUGGACCCCAGCACUGGAAAGGUCCACUUAACCAGGGAAAUCAUUAAAAGGAACAUACAGAAAUGCAUCAGCAGAGGGGAGCUGCAGGUGUCCUUGUCGUACCAGCCCGUCGCCCAGCGGAUGACCGUGGUCGUGCUGAAGGCGAGACACCUGCCCAAGAUGGACAUCACCGGUCUCUCAGGUAGAAAUCCCUACGUCAAGGUGAACGUGUACUACGGCAGGAAGCGCAUCGCCAAGAAGAAAACCCACGUCAAGAAGUGCACUUUGAACCCCAUGUUCAACGAGUCCUUCAUCUACGACAUCCCCGUGGACCUACUCCCCGACAUCAGCAUCGAGUUCCUGGCCAUCGACUUUGACCGCACCACGAAAAACGAGGUGGUGGGGCGGCUGAUCCUGGGGGCGCACAGCGUCACGGCGAGCGGCGUGGAACACUGGCGGGAGGUGUGUGAGAGCCCCCGGAAGCAGAUCACCAAGUGGCACAGCUUGAGCGAAUAUUAGCCGGGUAAGCAGAGGGCGCUGAGCACUGGGACGUCCCCCCCCCACCACGUACAAACAGACUUUUAACCUUCUCCCCACCCGCCCUCCCUCCCUCCCGUUUUAGUCAUAGAACUAAACAUUUCUGUAAAGAAGCAGCUACUCAGCUCUCUUUCUCUAG
Molecule: messenger RNA, 1453 nt
Organism: Varanus komodoensis (Komodo dragon)
Lineage: Eukaryota; Metazoa; Chordata; Lepidosauria; Squamata; Varanidae
Gene: SYT11
Product: synaptotagmin 11
Exons: 4
Coding region: 1-1296 (431 amino acids)
Biological process (GO): regulation of dopamine secretion; cellular response to calcium ion; calcium-ion regulated exocytosis
Cellular component (GO): membrane; synapse; axon
Molecular function (GO): calcium ion binding; phosphatidylserine binding; calcium-dependent phospholipid binding
Source: RefSeq, a predicted model, not a curated record